Penicillium arizonense is the source of this 642-nucleotide messenger RNA. RefSeq lists its product as uncharacterized. The coding region runs from base 1 to 642 and encodes 213 amino acids. The transcript has a single exon. The record is from RefSeq and is a predicted model, not a curated record. NCBI's taxonomy places the organism in Eukaryota, Fungi, Ascomycota, Eurotiomycetes, Eurotiales, Aspergillaceae.
AUGGAGAGUUCACCUAGUCCACUUAGCGCUGACCCGUGGAAGACUGCCGAUCCAUACUACCCUGCAACAAAAGAAGCGGUACAUGCAGCAGAAAGUGAAGUACAGGCUUCCUUCCGGUUCAUAGUCCGCAGAGAGUCUCAAGCCGAGCCCAGUGCAUCGCAUGUCAUCAAUACAUGGGUCAAUACCUCCUACCUAGUCUUGGCAGUAUGCGUUGCUCUCGCAGAUGAUGGUGUCGAUCAAGAAUGGACUGCAAAGUUUGAGAGAUGGCGACCGAUAUGGGAAAAAGUCCAAGUUGACGUGAAAUACUUUGAAGAAGGUCCUAGCCAAUUCUCUUUAAACAAAUUCUUUUUGAAGAUUCCCGCUCCGCCCAUUUACAGAGUCCUAGUCCAGCAAUUUGAUGGCCCCAAGUUCUUUCCGCUUCGUGCUGCUCACGUUCUUGCACAUUGUACUGGGUGUCGCCGCUGUCAUGGAGAUGGACAUCAUCACGAAGAUAUGUGGGGUCUCUGGCGAUACAUUUACAAAGCGCCUGUGGAUAGGCCGCUUAUUUUCUGUGUCACUUUGCAGAAGAAUGAAAGUGUCAACUCGGUGAGGUUUGAGGAUAAUUCGGAGGUAUCUCUGAGACAAUGGCAGCCCCCAAGAUAA